Molecule: messenger RNA, 1226 nt
Organism: Anopheles coustani
Lineage: Eukaryota; Metazoa; Arthropoda; Insecta; Diptera; Culicidae
Gene: DNaseII
Product: deoxyribonuclease-2-alpha
Exons: 2
Coding region: 22-1161 (379 amino acids)
Biological process (GO): apoptotic DNA fragmentation
Molecular function (GO): deoxyribonuclease II activity
Source: RefSeq, a predicted model, not a curated record
CUGUUCCGGGGAUUCAGCCGAAUGGCGUCGGUAAAGAUGCAUCAUUGCAAGAUGCAUUUUCUAUGUGUAUUCCUGCUUUCGUUAGCUUCUGGUGUUGAAUUGAUUGGAAACGAUAAAAGUUUAGGAUGCCGAAUCGAAAACGGUGAGCCAGUGGAUUGGUACUAUCUCUACAAGCUACCGAAAGAACCUUCCGAACACGAUUCGCCCACCAAUGGAUUGCGGUAUGUCUAUGUCUCAUCGAAGGAUGAGCACGGAGAAGACAUUUUACGAUGGAAUAGUGGCCAUUUCACCGUCAACCAGUCGGAAAGUGCACCAGGGAGUACGAUCGUACAACCGUUGUCGAAUGAACCCACCACCUUGACAAUUAUCUACAACGACGAACCUGCCAAUGGACCAGUCGACGGCGAACGGGGCCAUACCAAAGGUGUUGUCAGUACGGAUGGAAAGACCGGCUACUGGUUGAUCCAUUCCGUUCCCAAGUUUCCACCACAGAUCGGCACCGGAUAUAGCUACCCCCAUACCGGCAUGCUGUACGGGCAGAGUUUUCUCUGCAUUUCGCUCGACGGCUCGCAGAUGGAAACCGUUGGCCACCAGCUGCUGUUCAACGAGGUGAAUGUUUAUUCCGCCCGCAUCCCAUCGCAUCUAACCGAUCGCUUCCCGAUGUUGACGCGCGCGGCAAAGAUGUUACCGGGAGAAAAAUCGCCUCCAUUCUACAGCCAACAAACAAUCCGUUCCGCGGGUGGAGUGGAGUUUGUCACGUUCGCCAAAAGUCGCCUCUUUGCGAAGGAACUGUACGCCGAUUGGAUUGCACCAACGUUGGAUGUGGGACUGUUGGUGGAAAGCUGGCAGCAUGGAGCGGGCAAUUUGCCUAGUGAAUGUUCCGGCCGGCCGCACGCUGUGAUGAAUGUGCAGGAAGUGUCGAUCGACGGGAAGGAACGGUUUGCUACGUUAAAGGAUCAUUCCAAGUGGGCCGUCGAUGAAAGUGCCGAGAGCCGGUGGAUUUGUGUCGGGGAUAUCAACCGGCAGGAGCACCAGAAGCAACGUGGUGGUGGCAGUGUUUGCCGCUUGUCGCCCGAUGUGGCCGGACUUUACCGGGGAAUGGUCGAUUCCGUGGAACCGUGUCCGAAAAGCGAAGGAACCGUCUUGCUUAAGUGUAAGUGACAGUGGAAUAAAAAUGAAGUGAAGUGAAAUAACGAAAUGAAUUAAAUUAUAAUUUUUGCACUAAA